ACGUGUGUAUGUGUGUGUGUGUGUGUGUGUGUGUGUGUGUGUGUGUUUGUGAUGCUUGGAAGGCAUCAAAUUGACCACAGUAGAGAACCCAUCUAGUGAAAUUCCUCGGUGUGAUACAGAGUAGCUUGAAUGAGCAUUUUAAGCCUGUGCUAUACACGUGCGUAAUAUGCGUGCGUCAAAAUGUUCUAAUUGAGGAAGGCGUCUGACUGUCCUUCGUGAAUGACCCACCAGUCAAAACGCUUAUCAGCAUGAUGCAGCGUACAGUGGUUCGAAGGCGCGAUGAUGACGCUAGGUUACGAGAACACGACAUUAAUUAGCCCUCGGCUUGCCCACGGUAAUGACUUACUGACAAACUGAGGUCAUCUUGCAAUUAGAUGGAGAGUCACUCAAAACUCCCCGCUGUUGUUACGUCAGUUGUUUUCAUCAUACAAGAUGGUUUGCGACAUCAAUCCAGUUUGUGUCCCAGCAUAUUUAAAGUGCCACACAAGAGUAAAGUCAGGAUUCACAAUGUAAAUAUGACAAUUGGCGGGCAUGAUUGAAGGCCCCAACCUUUGCAGAAGACGUACAUAAAUGCCUUUUUCCCCACCCUCGGAGUCGUGCAAACAACCUUGGGAGCAUUCGAUUUCGAAAGAAUUCCCUUCAGGAAGUUCUCGUUCCUGGAGGAAAAGGAGACCGUAGCUCUGUUGAUGAAAUGGUCCAUGCUUGGAAGACUCUCGGCGCAAACUUUCAGUUUUGACCAGAAAUUUCACCUUUACGAUAGCGACAGGUUUGCGCUGUGCUUCUUCACAGAUUCUAGCGUGCUUUCCAGUGCAAGAACGACCGUUGCCUGGCAGUCUCUCGACAAACCAGUGGCAUCAGUCGAUGUCGAGGUGGUACCAUGCACCAAGAUCUCAAUGGACUUAUUUGAUCCCAUCUACACAUGUGGCAUUGUGGCACCCUCUGGACACAUCGCGAGAUGCUUACACGAAAUCUACCCGGACUAUGACAAACUCCGAGAGAUGUUGCUGGAUGAGGACUCGGAGAACUACCACAUACUGGGGCGAGCCGAACGAGGGGAGUUGCUGUUUCGCCUCUUCAAGCACCUUUGCCUCGGAGGAGCGCUGAAUCAGUACGAGGACACAGUCGAGCCUUAUAUCAGCAUCACCAAGAAAAUGUACAAAGAGCUCAUCAGUGUUCAAAAGGAUCCAGAAACUAAAAAGAUCAACGUGGUUUCCAUGGUGCUCAAAGUCCGCGUCUGGGAUGAGUCGGGUCAGUGCUACCCCGGGGGGCAGGAUGAGGAGCAGACGUUUGCCUACCUGAUUGUGGACCCCUUCAAACGCCACGUGACACUACUCUGCCACUCUUAUGGUGUUGGAACUAUGUGUAUUUAAUGGUGUAAAUGAUGUUGGAAUACAUUUAGCACAUAGAGUUAAAACAGCAAUGAGUUAUUCAGUAUUAGCAUUCCAUGUGCAUCACUUUUUUUCCUCCACAUUUUAUGUUACAGCAAAAAUCGAAUAAAUGAUUUUUUUCCCCCACCACAUUCUACACACAGAACCCCAUAAAAAGCAUGAGAAAAGUGGAGCAAUGGUUCAUUUUUCAGCAGAGCAAUAAUGCUGAGCCCACAGCCCAGACAUCAAAGCUUCAUAUGCAAAAAUACUUGAGGCUGUAAUUGCUGCAAAAUAUAUGUAUUUAUUUAUUGACCAAAGGCUGUAAAAGCAGUGCUUGGGUAUGCACAUGUGAUUUUUGAUUAUUAAUAUCAUCCAACAGUUCCAAAACCCAACUUUUCCACGUUGAAAUCAACAACGUGAAAAAGUUACAACAAAAGUACAGUAAAGUGUAGUUGGAACUCUUUUCGGAUGCAUUGUAUGACAUACACUGUAUGUGGAUGUCUUCUGCCCUCUACAGGGCCAGGGGCGACAUAACUGUUCUAAAAAACCUGAUUUCGACAUGUUCCCGAAAUACUCCUGCAUUAAGAGUACAAUAUGUGACCAAAAAAAAAAAAACUAAAUGAAGAAGUGAUA
Messenger RNA from Hippocampus zosterae (dwarf seahorse), 2000 nucleotides. RefSeq names its product cilia and flagella associated protein 300 (gene cfap300). Bases 687 to 1370 code for a protein of 227 amino acids. Lineage: Eukaryota; Metazoa; Chordata; Actinopteri; Syngnathiformes; Syngnathidae. The record is from RefSeq and is a predicted model, not a curated record. The transcript is spliced from 8 exons.